AUUCAAAUAGAGGUUUUAUUUUUUUGGCUGAUGCAUAGCAUACAAUUGGAGGGAAUGGAUUUUGAGCGGUUAAAAGUUUCUCUCUCUCUCUCAGCAAUUUGUUGAUGGAUGAAUAAACAUACGCUCAUAGUCCUUAGCUUCAAGAACAAGAGUGCGCACGAUAAGUGAAUCUUCCUCUUACCCAUCUGUGCGUUGCUUAAACUACCCCGUCAAAAACACACAACGCGUAAACAAAUCAAAAUCAAAAACUGCUUUUAUUUUUAUUUUUAAUUUAUUUAUUUAUUUUUGUUAAUGAUCGAUGUCGAAGAUGAAGCAUCUACUAAGAAAGCUCCACAUCGGUGACCAUAACAACCGAUUUGGGGGCGAGACCCGACCCGUUUCGAGUUCAAACACGAGUCCCAGUACCACUCCGAGUCCGUCAAAUGAAAGAAUCGAGCCCGUUGAAUCCACGGCAGUGGAUCGGAUGGCUGUCGAAGCGAUUAGUAGUAGUAAUAGUAGUGGGAUUGAUUUUAAUUUAUUAGAGGAGGAAUUUCAAGUGCAAUUGGCUUUAGCGAUUAGUGCGUCGGAUCCGGAUUCGACUCUGGAUACGGAAUCUGCUCAGAUCGAUGCUGCUAAGCGGAUUAGUCUCCGGAGCUGUCCAGUCGUCCCCGUUACUGAUACCGAUUCUCUUGCUGAGUCUCUCUCUAUCCGAUACUGGAGCUAUAGUGUUGUAAAUUAUAAUGAAAAAGUGAUGGAUGGCUUUUAUGAUGUUUGUGGACUUACCUCAAACUCAGUUGUUCAAGGGAAUAUGCCAUUGUUAGUGGAUCUUCAAGCAAUAUCAAUAUCAGAAAAUGUUGAUUAUGAAGUUAUCAUGGUAAACCGAUAUGUUGAUGCUGAACUGCAAGAUCUUGAGAAAAGAGCUUAUAUCAUGUCCCUGGAAAGCAGAGUCUCUGAUGGCUUGAUCCAAAAAAUUGCUGAUGUUGUUGUUGAUAGAAUGGGUGGUCCGGUGAGUGAUGCUGGUGAGAUGUCAAGCAGGUGGAAAAGGCGAAGCAAAGAGCUACAGAACACUCUGAACUCUAUCAUUCUACCCCUUGGUUGUCUUGAUGUUGGACUUUCUCGCCACAGGGCCUUGCUCUUUAAGGUGAUAGCUGAUAGGAUUAAUCUCCCAUGUAUGCUGGUUAAAGGGAGCUACUAUACUGGCACUGAUGAUGGAGCUGUAAAUUUGAUUAAGAUGGACGAUGGAAGUGAAUACAUUAUUGAUCUGAUGGGUGCUCCGGGCACUCUAAUUCCUCCUGAGGUGCCCAGCAGCCAUCUUCCAACAGCUGGAUUUGACAUAAGUGGGUUCGCCAGUCUUACAGAAACCCCCAAAGAUUCAACUGCGUUGAUGGAUGAAGGAUGGUUCGCCAGUCUUACAGAAACCCCCAAAGAUUCAACUGCGUUGAUGGGUGAAGGAUGGUUCGCCAGUCUUACAGAAACCCCCAAAGAUUCAACUGCGUUGAUGGGUGAAGGAUCUGGGGUUCCUGCAAUUUCACCUAACCUGGAUAGGAUUCCCCAAGUUGGCAGCUCAACAUCAGGAGAAGGAUUAUAUGUCAGCAUCAAAACAAACGAGAAUGAUCUGAACUUAGUUGAGAAAAAUCAAAUUGAGAAAUUUGAAUAUGAUUUUGGGAAGCUCAGGUUAUCAGGUUCUGAAAAACCUUCAUCUGCACAAAAAAUUAAAGUUAAAAAUGUUUCCAAGUAUGUCAUCAGUGCAGCGAAGAAUCCUGAAUUUGCACAGAAAUUACACGCUGUCUUGUUAGAGAGUGGUGCAUCACCUCCUCCUGAUUUGUUUUCAGAUAUGAAUCUGGGUGGAUCAAAGCUGCUUGAGAAAGCUCACCCAGAAAACAGGGUAAAUCUAGGUGACCAGCUUCUCUGUUGUUUAGACGACAUGUUGACAGGGCAUGACCGGACCCUUAUGUCCUUAACUAGGGAGGGUAUGUUGAACAACAUUAGGUGUGAUUAUGAACAAGAACAGUUUGCUGAGGGCUCAGCCGAUGAACCUAGAAAAUUGAAUGUGAAUAUCUCAAAUUCUGACUUGUCUUUCCCUUCCGAUGUCACCAGUGAAGAAUUUGUGCUUCUUAAUAAUAGAACAAAUGAAGAAUUGCAAAUAGAUACCUCCGGCAUAGAUAUGGUGUCUAUUCAUGCAUCUGGAAUGGCUGGAAGUGCUAUGCAUGAGCAUCCGCUUCAUGAUUCUUUCUUGUUCUCUGGAUUGGAACCUUGCCAAUUACAACCUGAACAUGCCUUGGUUAGUAGUGACAACCAGUGCUUUCAGGAGAAAACAGGAAGGCUUUUUAACAUGGAAACUGGCAAAGAAUCUGAUUUCAAAUUGAUGGAAACAGCAAACAGUGGUCUGCAUACUAGCAAUGGUUACAGUGAGAGAAUAAACCCUAUGCUGGGGGAGGUGGCUGAAUGGGAAAUUCCAUGGGAGGAUCUUGAGAUCGGUGAACGUAUAGGCAUUGGUUCAUAUGGCGAGGUCUACCAUGGGGAUUGGAAUGGCACUGAAGUUGCUGUGAAGAAAUUUUUGAACCAGGGUUUCUCUGGUGAUGUGUUGGUUCAGUUCAAAUGUGAAGCUGAAAUCAUGCUAAGAUUAAGACAUCCUAACGUUGUUCUUUUCAUGGGAGCCGUUACUCGCCCCCCGCACCUAUCAAUACUAACUGAGUUCUUGCCCAGAGGGAGUUUGUAUAGGUUACUGCAUCGUCCCAAUUCUCAGAUUGAUGAAAAGAGGCGAAUGCAAAUGGCUCUUGAUGUGGCAAAGGGAAUGAAUUACUUGCACACUAGCCAUCCUACCAUAGUGCAUCGAGAUUUAAAAUCUCCUAAUCUCCUCGUCAACAAAAACUGGCUUGUUAAGGUCUGUGAUUUUGGAUUGUCACGCAUUAAGCACCAUACUUUUCUGUCCUCGAAGUCUACUGCUGGAACGCCUGAAUGGAUGGCACCUGAAGUCCUGAGAAAUGAACCAGCAAAUGAGAAAUGUGAUAUAUACAGCUUUGGUGUGAUACUAUGGGAGUUGGCUACGUGUCAAAUCCCUUGGAAAGGCUUAAAUCCAAUGCAGGUUGUGGGAGCUGUUGGAUUCCAAAAUCGACAUCUUGAAAUUCCAGGGUACAUUGAUCCAGCCAUUGCCCAGAUAAUACGAGAUUGUUGGCAAUUGGAGCCAAAUUUACGACCCUCUUUCGCACAGCUUAUAACCCGUCUUCGAUGCGCUCAACAUCUACUUGUUGAGACACCAAACCAUACAAACCAAACAGCAGACUGACUGGAAAAUGCUACCUCAAUAAUAGUUUGAGCUGUUUUUUUGCUCGAAGAGCUGGAGCAGCAGCAAGUUUUUUCAUUUGAUUUAUAAUAGUAAGAUAAUAUUGGACAGGGAAGUGUUGGUUCAUUCAAAGUGGGGACUCAACACUGGCCCUCUCAUUGAUCACACAGUGGAGAUCCUCUAAGUUAGUUAAACAACUGCAAUAAGUGCAGUGGAGGAUUCCAUGGAAAGUUUAAAUAUAGGCAACAUCACAUGUUUACAAUUCUUGUAAAAAAAAUCUCUCGAUUUCAUCUUUGGAGGUCUUUGCCCUACUCCGGAAUUGUAAACAUGUGAUCUCCACGGAUCAUUGUGGAAUUAAAAAGGAACAAAAAAAAAAAAAAAAAACAAUUAUGUCCCGGGCAUGUGUAUAUUUUCUUUGUUCUAUUCUAGCUCGUCGUAUCAAGUUUAGAUUUAUCAUCUAUGAGAUGGAUUUUCAUCAGAUAAAGCAAAUGUAGAGUCUAACCCUUUCGACCGCAAAUGGGCACGAAAAGCUUACAUGACUUGUAACAGAUACUUAUGGCCUCCUGAGCACUGUUUAAUCUUUGCCUAGAAUGAAAUUGCUUCUCCAUGUUUCCUA
Molecule: messenger RNA, 3878 nt
Organism: Populus nigra (black poplar)
Lineage: Eukaryota; Viridiplantae; Streptophyta; Magnoliopsida; Malpighiales; Salicaceae
Product: serine/threonine-protein kinase EDR1-like
Exons: 13
Coding region: 299-3265 (988 amino acids)
Biological process (GO): protein phosphorylation
Molecular function (GO): protein kinase activity; ATP binding
Source: RefSeq, a predicted model, not a curated record